CCCACCUCCUGUUGGUGAACAGCUCCUCCCAUUUGCACAUAUAAGCCAAGUUAAGUUGCUGGCAGGGGCCGAGCAGAGCAUUUUCCCAGUCCGCUGCUGUAGUGAGCCAGUGAACAUCUUUCCUCGCAUCACGCACAGCCCAAGAUUGUCAAUCUGACACUAUAAACCAAUGUAUUUGGAUCAUUGGACUUGAAUAUAAACUCUACACUUCAUCUCUAGCUGCACAUGCCCUAACAGAUUAGUGGAGGGAAUCCCAUUAGGUUCUAAGAAGAACAAUAAGACCGGAACUGCUUUGAAAUUCUUAAGCCGCGCCUCUGCCUUCUUUCCUAACUACCGCCUGAUCAUGGCUGUGUUUCUGGUCCCUGCCCAGUUGCUGACAGUAGCUAUCCAUCUGUUUCUGGCUGGAAGCGUUCACGGAGGUGCCUACUAUCAAAUGAAGCAGGUUCCACAGCAGAUUCCACAGAUGCAAGUGCAUGGACAGGUUCCACACAUGAUGCAUCUCAGGAAAGAGGGACCUCACGUACAGCACAUGGGCAAGGAGGUGCCACACAUGCCAGUGUAUAGAAAAGAUUUGCCAUAUAUACCCCGCUAUGGAAAAGAUGUUCCUCAAAUGCAUGCGUUUGGAAAAGAUGUGACGCCUCGGAAGGAAGCAAAGGAAAUGAUACCAACAUUUCCAAGUGCAUUGAAAGGUGAAAAAGGUCCAUCAGGGGAGCCUGGUGCAAGAGGACCAACUGGACCACCUGGUCUGCCAGGAAUACCAGGUCGUGGUCUUCAAGGACCAGUAGGAAAACCCGGUCUGCCAGGUCAGCCGGGUUUUCCAAGUAUUGGGAAGCCUGGAAUGCCAGGAAUGCCAGGUAAACCAGGAGAAAUGGGAUUACCAGGUCAGAAAGGUGACAUGGGACCAAAGGGAGAACAGGGGCCAAUGGGACCACCAGGGCCACAAGGACUACCAGGUCCUUCAGGGAUUCCUGGAUUUGGAAAACCAGGUAGACCAGGAUUGCCAGGAAAACAAGGGCCAAGAGGAGAGCCAGGUCAGAAAGGAUUGCCGGGGUUGCCAGGCCCUGUGGGACCUAAGGGACAGCCAGGAAUAGGUGUACCUGGAUUGCCAGGAUUAAGGGGCCCACAAGGACUACCUGGACAACCUGGGCCUGCAGGACUACCAGGUGCAUUAAAACCAGGUUUAAAUGGUCUUCCAGGAGCCCCAGGAGCCCCAGGUAAACAAGGAUUCCCAGGUGAACCAGGAGCGCAAGGUUUUCCAGGGCCACGUGGUAUUCAAGGACCCCCAGGAAUGCCAGGUAUUGGAAAACCAGGUUUAGAUGGACUUCCUGGUCAACCUGGUUUCCCUGGGGGAAAAGGUGAAAAAGGACUCCCAGGUUUACCAGGGCCCCCAGGAAUGCCAGGAAUAGGAAAACCAGGGUUUCCAGGGCCAAAAGGUGAACGUGGUCAGGGUGGGCCUCCAGGAAUACAGGGAUAUAAGGGGGAACCUGGACCUGCCGGUGCUCCUGGAAUUCCUGGUCUUCAAGGUGCAAGAGGUCUGCCAGGGCUUCCUGGGCAAAUUGGGCCACCAGGUGGAUUAGGUUUUCCAGGUGUAAAAGGAGAGUUUGGACCACACGGCCCUCAAGGUCCUCGAGGCCCAAAAGGGGAACCAGGUCCACAGGGUAUGCCAGGUAUACCAGGAUAUCCUGGUGAAGAAGGACAACCAGGUCAAAGAGGUUUGCCAGGGCCAAUAGGGCCAAAAGGAGAUGUAGGACAUAAAGGCCCAUCUGGUUUACCUGGACGACCAGGACUACCAGGACUAAAAGGGGAAAUUGGGUUUCGUGGAGAGAAAGGUAUCCAAGGUCCUACUGGAAUACCGGGAAUUGCUGGUCCAGGAGGUCCAAUAGGGCCUCCAGGUCUUCCUGGACCAAAAGGAGAUAGAGGAUUACCAGGGCCACCAGGGCUACCUGGCAUAGGAAAGCCUGGAGUUCCAGGACACAUUGGACCAACAGGAAAACCUGGUCCAGAAGGUCUUCAAGGAUUAUCGGGAGCACCUGGCCCUCCUGGCCCUCCAGGACCUCCUGGCCCUCCAGGCCAACCAACUGUUCAACCAGAUAUAAGACAGUUUCAACUUCCAGAGAUGGGGCUAGGAAUUGAUGGCAUUAAGGCACCACAAGGAUAUAUCACUGAACCAAGUAAAAAAGGGAAACAUAUGGGAAUUAGUGCAGAGAUGCCUGCAUUUACUGCUAAACUGACAAUACCUUUCCCACCAGUAGGAUCUCCUGUCAAGUUUGAUAAAAUCCUAUACAAUGGCAGACAAAGUUACAAUCCGCAAACAGGCAUUUUUACAUGUGAGAUACCAGGAGUUUAUUAUUUUUCAUAUCAUGUUAAUUGUAAAGGUGCUAAUGUAUGGGUUGCAUUAUAUAAGAACAAUGAGCCACAAAUGUAUACUUAUGAUGAAUACAAGAAGGGGAUUCUUGAUCAAGCUUCUGGGAGCUCAGUUCUUGAACUAAUGCAUGGAGACAAAGUCUGGAUGCAGCUUCCAUCUGAACAGGCAGCAGGACUUUAUUCAGGCCCAUAUGUGCAUUCAUCUUUCUCUGGAUAUUUAUUGUAUCCAAUGUAAAAAAUGUAAACAUGUAAAGCUUUUUAAAAUAUGAUCUGUUAUCUUUUGAAAGUUACAUUUUCACUACAAGAGCAAUGGCUGACAUUUGUAGGAUAAUUAACUGUUAUUCUUUCUUUGAUGGAAGGCUACUGUUAGGAAAACCCAAAGCAACAGUAGACCACGUCUGUUUUACACAUUCUAAAUGUAAAUUAAAGUGCUGGGAAACACAAAAUAAUACACUGAGACCCGGGGGUACCUCAAGUCAGUGAAAUUGAAGUUUCCUCGUUCUGAUAGGAGUCCCACGUGAAAGUUUGCAGAGCGUCUGCAUGGUUCCCUGUGGACUCUAUUCCACAAGGGAACUGUUUUGUAUAAUUGGAACUAAUUUUCCAAUCACAAUCAGAGAUGCUAAUGGCUCUAAAUAUCGCAUAAUUGUAGGGGGUAUUCAACCAAAGGCAAGGUUGAGAUCAAUUUUCGGAUUAAUGUUAAGGAGAGUACUUUGCAUUUAUUAUAUGUUAUACCUAACCCAGGAGUACUUGAUGCAUUUACUGAGUGCAACAUUGACAAAAGGUUCCAUUUCCCAAAGCAAUCCUGCCUCUUUAUGAGCACAAUUCACAAAAAAACUGCUAAAAGAAAAUUACAUUAACAAUUUAACCCUCCCAGACUGCAAAAGGGAUAAAAGAUUAUUCUCAUCAAUAAUGUAUGAUCAAACAUGACCAAAUUAUAUUUGUACCCCUGUGUCUGCUUCACCUGGGAAACGGUAGGGAUUUAAUAGCAGCCUACCAGGCACAGAGCGGCAAAGUUUCAUUAUCCAACUCGCCUGUGAAAAAACACUAAACAACACCCAGUGGCCUGCUAGCUGAUGAAAAUGGAAUGAACAAUAGGUUUCUUGUGAAACAUCAAGAAAUUGACUUCCGAGGAGAGAGAAGACGAAGGAUUGUUUGUGGAGUCUACUAUAGCCUUGCGGGUUCUGCUCAUUCACCCGCUUAGCUUUCUUUUAGUGUAGUAUGACACUAAUAUUUAUUCAGAUGUUUACACUUGGACACUUCCACACUUCUUUGUCUAAACAGCUUAGAACCAUAGAAGUUGACAGUACAGAAAGUGGGAAUUUGAUAUAUUGUGUCUGUGAUGACUUAUUGCUAGAGUAAUCCAGAACUAGUCAAAAUGCCAUUUUCUCUCUGCCGUAACUUUGUAUCUUCCACAGCUUGAAAUAUUUAUCUACAUUUGCCUCAGAAAACCAUUGUGGAUUGACCAUUUCUUCAAUGAAUGCAUAUAUUAGCACCUCAUUUUUUAAGAACCUGAGAAAUACACUAGCACAUGCAUAUACACAUACAAUAUCAUGGGCAGGUCUGGCAGCAUCUGUGGGGGGAAAAACAGAUUUAAUGUUUUGAGUCUGUGUAACUCUUCUUUAGAGCUGAAUAACCAUACUAUCAGCUCUGAGGAA
This is a messenger RNA of Carcharodon carcharias (great white shark), 4019 nucleotides long. RefSeq names its product collagen alpha-1(VIII) chain-like. The transcript is spliced from 5 exons. The coding region runs from base 344 to 2599 and encodes 751 amino acids. Gene Ontology annotation, molecular function: protein binding. The record is from RefSeq and is a predicted model, not a curated record. Lineage: Eukaryota; Metazoa; Chordata; Chondrichthyes; Lamniformes; Lamnidae.